GCGGCAUCUAUUUGGUUUGGGUUGUAAUCCAGCUAUUUUGAAGUGGAACGAUUUGUUGAUGGAAUUUAAUGAUUGCUUGUAAUAAUUUCCCUUUGUACUAGGGUAGGAACUUUUAAGGAAUUACACUUUUUAAGAAAAUAGGCAUACAUCUGUUAGAAAGGAAAGGAAUUUAUAUUCAUAAAUAUAUGAAUGCGAGGUCAUCCCUGCCGUAAAUGAAGUAAAUGUUUAAGCAUCUUACCUCGGACACAGCAAUCUGUGUCCACAAAGCAUCGUUACUCUCCUGUGAGGAUCUCCACUGUCAGCCCCAACUUCCCUGACAGGGCCAAGUCCCAGCAUACUUCGUCAUCAGUAUUUGUUUAACAAAAUUUUACUGGGCACCUCCGGUGGGCCUGGCAAACUAGUUGAAGAUAGAGUUGUGCGAAUAGAUCUGCACGAUGAGAAAGAAAAAAAAUCCGUAAUGAUCCAAUACGCGUGACACCGCGCCUCUCUAUCUCCCUGCAUGACCUUUGCUGAGCUGCUCGCCCUGCGUUUUGUCAUUUGUUCAUCAUUCAUUCAUCCGAAAUGCUCGGGACUGGAAGCACAGUGGAAACACUGCCCCAGGUUCUGUGCUCGGCAUUGAGGGUAGAAAGACUUUUCGAAGGUGGCAGGGUGUUUCUUAAGAUCAUGAACCUUAAAAUGAAAGUGUAGGCCGGGCGCGGUGGCUCACGUCUGUAAUCCGAGCACUUUGGGAGGCCAAGGCGGGCAGAUCACGAGGUCAGGAGAUCGAGACCAUCCUGGCUAACACGGUGAAACCCCGUCUCUCCUAAAAAAUACAAAAAAUUAGCCGGGUGUGGUGGCGGGCGCUUGUAGUCCCAGCUACUCCGGAGGCUGAGGCGGGAGAAUGGCGUGAACCCGGGAGGCAGUGCUUGCAGUGAGCCGACAUCGCGCCACUGCACUUCAGCCUGGGCGACAGUGAGACUCCGUCUCAAAAAAAAGAAGAAAGUGCAAAGUGCUUAUAGAAGUGAAGUAAGAACUCUGCUAGAGAGGAAAUGGCUGCUUCAUCAUCAUCCUCCUCAGCUGGUGGGGUCAGUGGAAGUUCUGUCACUGGAUCUGGUUUCAGUGUCUCAGACCUUGCCCCACCACGGAAAGCCCUUUUCACCUACCCCAAAGGAGCUGGAGAGAUGUUAGAAGAUGGCUCUGAGAGAUUCCUCUGCGAAUCUGUUUUUAGCUAUCAAGUGGCAUCCACGCUUAAACAGGUGAAACAUGAUCAGCAAGUUGCUCGGAUGGAAAAACUAGCUGGAUUGGUAGAAGAGCUGGAGGCUGACGAGUGGCGGUUUAAGCCCAUCGAACAGCUGUUGGGAUUCACCCCCUCUUCAGGUUGAUGCUGCCUAGAUGGUCACCUCUGGUGCGCAGCAAGUGCAAAGCCAGUGAGGGACUUUCUCACAGCUUACAUAGCCAUCCAGAGAUCCACAGCUACGUCGCUGAAUUGUUAAUACACAUUUAUACUUGGUUUCGCUGUAUCUAUUCACAGGCAACAAAUACUUAUAUGUGUGGUCUUUCAGGGAAUAUUUUGUUUAUUUGUUUUUAAAAGUAUUGGGAAUCAGAUUAAGACAGUUGGUUUCAGAGAACCAGGAGGUUUGGGGUUAAGAGAUACUUAAAAAUUUUCACAAGCCAGGUAGGGCAUAUAUCAGAUUUGGCCAACUGAAUGGCGUCUGUCCUGUCAUCCAUAUGGUGCCUGGAAAUAUUUACCAGUCAAGGUCAAGGUCAGCAUCUGUGGUUAAAAAUAUAGCAUUCUGACCUUAAAAAAGUUAUUUUGCAGAUAAAUGUGAUUUCAACUCAGGACCUAUCCAAAUGAUGAAUUUUUAAAUAUUCAUUUUUUUCCCUAUUUUUAGACAUCAAUUCUAUAGACUCUAACUUUUUCUAACCUCUUCUAGACAUGCCAAAUGCUGGCAAAAAGAAGUGCUUUUUGGAUAUGGCAGCACUUGUAAAAAUAAAGCAGUAAGCAAAAUCCUUUUAAACACAGAAAUCCUGAGUUCUUCUCAUUGGUAGACUCAAGCAAUUCUGUAGCAAAUAAAUCCUUUGAAAGAGCUCCA
Messenger RNA from Symphalangus syndactylus (siamang), 2072 nucleotides. It is a transcript of the gene ANAPC16, whose product is annotated as anaphase promoting complex subunit 16. Gene Ontology annotation, cellular component: cytosol; anaphase-promoting complex; kinetochore. The record is from RefSeq and is a predicted model, not a curated record. Lineage: Eukaryota; Metazoa; Chordata; Mammalia; Primates; Hylobatidae. Gene Ontology annotation, biological process: protein ubiquitination.